Rotaria socialis is the source of this 239-nucleotide messenger RNA. The record is from the annotation of a GenBank genome assembly. NCBI's taxonomy places the organism in Eukaryota, Metazoa, Rotifera, Eurotatoria, Philodinida, Philodinidae.
AUGAAUAAAAGAACAUCUUCGAAAAUAUAUUGGACUUGUAAAACCAAGAAUUUUACAGCCAAGGCUCAAACUGAUCCAAGUAAUAAUUUAUUGGGCCUGAAUGAGGAACAUAAAGAUCUCAUUCAACCAGGACAUACUGAAAUUCAAUCGUUUCGAAAAAUUCUCGAAAAUCGCGUUAUGAACGAAACGAUGUCAAUAACAAAAAUAUAUGAUAAAGAAAUUGCUAAAGCUCAAUAUUC